AUGUCUUUUCGGACGAAAGUGCAGGUGGAGGUUUCGCCUGUACAAAUAGAACCAAUAGGUGAUGUUUAUAAACAAAACGUUGAAGUUGACACUCAUCCGCCCGAGCCGGUGCCCUUGCUCAAAUCUACGGAAACAUCAUCUGGAACUGAUGAUACAGACGUACCAGACCGGCCAAUUAGCUUUGAAAUUUUGACACAGAAUAACAAACGUUGUGAUGGGUUUUCUGUUGACGCAGAACUCACUACUGACUCAGAAAAUGUUAUUAUAAAUCAAACUGAAUUGACAAACUUAGAAUCGUUAGAGUUCUUCCUCUUCAGUAAAUUGGCAUUUAAACCAUAUAAAGAUGAUGAUAUGACAUGGUAUCGUGUCACUGAUAGUUGGAAUGAUGUCGGCCAGUUGUCAAUAACGCUGUACGGAGCAAAAGGGCUGAGCGCUCUUACCCUUAGCGGCAGUGUCAAUGCUUAUUGUAUAUUGGAGUUGGACAAUGCAAGAGUACAAACUCAUACGAUUAAAGGCACUUCUGAGCCUAGCUGGGACAAGAACUUUGUAUUUUCAAUAAACGAUAUCACAUCAACGGUAGAUAUAGCCGUGUAUGAAGAAUCAUUAAUUCAGUCGAUGAAGGGGGAGAUGCUCGGGAAGAUAUCUAUACCUUUGUUGAGGAUACAGAAUAAUGAGAAGAGAUGGUACGCUUUAAAGAAUAGGUCGAAGAAAGCAAGCGCGAGGGGAAACUGUCCCCGGAUACUGUUGGAGAUGUCCGUUGUAUGGAAUCCGGUAAAAGCGUCAAUGAGAUUGUUCAGGCCGAAGGAAACGAAAUAUAUUCAAAAAUCACCUAAAUUCGACAUUCCACUUAUUUAUAGUAAUUUAAUAUUUAUUAAACAUAUAUUUAAAGUUUUCCGGUCGGGAAACGAGCAUUUUAAACGAGUAUUCGAAUGGGAAAAUCAAGAGCUGUCAGCGAUGGCGCUCGGCGGUUGGCUGAUUUUCUGGUACUUCUUCAGGCUGUGGAUGACACCCUUAUUGCUUCUCUUGCCUUUCAUACACUACUGGCUCGUGCAAAGAAAUAAUACCGUCAUCGUUCCCUUAUAUCAGUCUGAGGAUGAUGAGUCAGACGAGGAAGUAGAGACACAAAAGGAUGAAAAGACGAUAAAAACGCGGAUAUCCGAGUUACAGGAUCUCACAAUAACCAUAAAAACCGGAAUCGAUUAUAUCGUAUCUCUCCUUGAGAGGCUGCAUAAUUUGGUGAACUUCAGCGUGCCGUACUUAAGUUAUUUAUUUAUGCUCGCCCUCGUGGGAUUAUCGAUAGCUUUCUACCUCAUACCAGCCAAUUAUAUGUUUAUGGCAUUUGGUUUAUAUAAGUUCGGCCGUAAGUUUCUCAAUCCUGGGAGAGUUCCUAACAACGAUAUAUUAGAUUUUAUAUCACGAGUUCCGGAUAAUCAGAUGCUGAAACAAUGGCGCGAACUGAAAGUCCCCGAGCCUAACCUCUCUCGGUCAGACUCCGGAAAGCGACGGUAG
Zerene cesonia (dogface butterfly) is the source of this 1509-nucleotide messenger RNA. RefSeq names its product multiple C2 and transmembrane domain-containing protein-like. Gene Ontology annotation, biological process: regulation of neurotransmitter secretion. Gene Ontology annotation, molecular function: calcium ion binding. The transcript is spliced from 11 exons. Gene Ontology annotation, cellular component: synaptic vesicle membrane. The record is from RefSeq and is a predicted model, not a curated record. Lineage: Eukaryota; Metazoa; Arthropoda; Insecta; Lepidoptera; Pieridae. Bases 1 to 1509 code for a protein of 502 amino acids.